GGAAAUCGACAACCCAGCAGACCUUAAUCUAGCUCGUUAUCUCUUCGGUGAAUGAAAGUAAUAGGAUUGGAGCUGUUAUUGAGGCGGAGAGAGAUAAUUUUUUCAUCAGAAGGGGACUCUCAGUGGGAGUAAUUCACCAACAUGGCAGCUGCGACAACAGAUGGAAAUAUCAGCACUCAAAAUUCCAAUGGAGAGAAAAUGGUAAAAGAAGGUGCAAAAGAUUAUCUGACUGGACUCAGCUAUACAAAAUUAUUUGAAUAUGACUCGAUUGAAAUUGAUUUAGCGCCUGAAAAGAAAGGCAUUUUCAACACCUAUCAAGAAUAUUUUGUCAAAAGCAAGAGACUGGCAUCCUGUGUCGAAAGGAGAUAUACAGAUUUUGUUUCAUUCCAUGAAAUUUUGAUAGCCACCUACCCAUACAGACUAGUACCAAAACUUCCUCCAAAGAAAAUGAUGGGAGUGGAUGUAAAAUUUAUCGAGGAGAGGCGCAGAGCAUUACGGCGGUGGCUGACUUUGGUGUCCCAGCACCCGGUGCUAAGUGAAGAUCCAACCACAAGAUUUUUCUUAACAUUCACAGGGCCCAAAGUGCACAGCAAGAUUCUAGAAGUUUACAAACGAAUGCCCGAUGAGUUUACGACUUCCUUUGACGCGUCAAAAUCAAAAGAACUUGUUGAAUCAGUCAGCCCUUCACUUAUUGCAAGCAGCCGCAGUCAGAUCCAAGUAAUUUUUGCUGGAGUAUCUCAACUGAGGACAGUUGCUGAGAGAAUCGCUCAAAGAUCCCAAGAUUAUGCUUUGGAUGUGGCAGAAAUCGGAAUUCAAAUGUUGAAAAUGGCAAACGACCCUCAGAGUGCUUCUGAAUGGGCUGCAAGCGGUAGUAACGUUUGGGAAGAGACAAAAGUUGGCUUCAAAGCAAUUGCGAAUGACUUUUCCGACUUAUACACACAGGCGAAUAAUCAGGCCAUGGUGCAACAGGAGGAAGUGUGUGAAAAAUUGAACUUGCUCCUAGAUUUGCUAACAGCGCACCAAAUGUUGUGCGAGCGACACGAAAAGGGUGUUGCUCAAGAUCACCAACGCGCCCUGGACAAAAUGCUGGCAUUCAAAAAGGCCAAAAUUCAAAAGUCAAUCAGCGGAAGUGAAGGUGAAACGCUUGAUCAGCUAGAAGCUCGAAUGAUGGAGCAAGAAAGCGUGAUUGCGGACAUAGAAAUGCGAAGUGCCUAUUCCUUGCAUUGUAUGAAAUUGGAAACGCAGCUGGUGCACACUUAUUUAGGGAUUGUGACGGAAAUUAUGAGCUCGCUCAUAUCUGUCCAAGUUAUUGGACACAGUGAGAUGGCAAAAGUUUGGAAGACGAUGCAGACCAAAUCUUCUGAAAAUUUACCCGAUAUCUAGACCAGCCGGGAGUGAAAUCGACAGACUUAUUUGAAUGAUAUGUUACGUUGCAUAAAGUAUUAAAUAUCUAUUUUUGUUCAUAAUCAACAACACAGGACUUACGCAGUUUCUCCCUCUUUGCAUUUGUUAAAAAAAAAAAACAAUUUUUCUAAAAACAUAAAGAUUGAUUUGGUUUACAAUUACGCGAUA
Neocloeon triangulifer is the source of this 1572-nucleotide messenger RNA. Its product is annotated as sorting nexin-8-like. The record is from RefSeq and is a predicted model, not a curated record. Gene Ontology annotation, molecular function: phosphatidylinositol binding. Lineage: Eukaryota; Metazoa; Arthropoda; Insecta; Ephemeroptera; Baetidae. The transcript is spliced from 9 exons. Bases 142 to 1383 code for a protein of 413 amino acids. Gene Ontology annotation, biological process: retrograde transport, endosome to Golgi.